AUGUUUCCGCAACCUGGGGCCAAAGCUGGUGAAGCGGAGCUAGAUGUCGGACUCCAGGUUCUCGCCUUCUAUCACGCCAACCUACACCCUCGAGGAAGUCGGUUCGUGCAUGUUUGCACGCGCAACCGCGAGUCUCCAUUACUAGGCCUUUCGUCGGGCUGGCUGCGAGGACGGACGCUGCAAAGAGCUGAUUGCUCCGGUCGGAUCCUGGUUCGCUUCGCUGGCCCGUUUCAAGACCCACUGCUCGGCCCAGCAGAGACCUUGGAUAUUUCGGUGCCCUGCGCUUUGGUGCGGGCAGCCGAUUCUGUCGGAUUUGCUGAUGAAGGAAGCAGUGCAGGAGCAGCGACCUCGACGAACAGCACCUUGCUGCCCAAACAACGUCCGCUGCUGUCCAUACUGUUGAUUCGUUGCUGGGACUAUCGAGCCAUGUCCACUUGGUCAGACUUUGCUGUUGCAAACGACGGAAUGCUCCGGGACCUGCUAGACGGGGAAUGUGGGAUUUUUCCUUCUCUAGCGGGGGAGUUUGAGGUUUACACUGCCUUUGUACGAACAUCGACAGACCUGAAGAUCCUGUCCGAGCACUGGGCACAGGCAGUCCUGGCAGGGCAGAACCAAGUUGUCUGGUACUUUCUCUGGCCCUGUCAGAAUGCAGAUGCAGACGUUUCUUCAGGGUGCGUCAGGGAGCGGGAUUUCUUCCAUCUGCAGCGGCGUAUGGAGAGGGUCGGCCUCCGCAGCGGCUGGCCCCACCCUCACAUGUUGUACGAGCAGCUCGCUGGAAAACUGUGGGUUCCGCAGAUGAGCUUGAACAGGGACUACCGGAUCCCUCCGACAGUUCGGGUUCAUCAUGCUGAUGUUCGGCGGAAUUCGCAUUCUGCGGCGGCUCAAGCAAUUGAUGACUUGGUUCGGCUUCGAGAUCAUGUCUGGAGUGGCAGCUCCACAAGAGAUGUAUCGAGCUUUCGUGGGGUUGCGAAGCUGGGCUUCAGCUGGCAGGGUGAUGACGUGGUCCCGUUUGAAGGAGCGAAGAAUUUGGCAGAUGUGCUCUGCAGAUUGCUGGAAGGACGAGGCAAUGAGCAAUUGAGCUGCAUUGUCCAGGAGCUUAUUCCGAAUGCAGUCUGCGAGCAUCGAGUUCUGUGUUUCCACGAUGCCGCAGUGGGCAAAUGGGCUUUUUGCCGGGAGCGGCUGUGGAUGACCAUGAAGCCUCCGGGCUCCCACCACAAGCAUCAGGAUGUCCUUGAGGUGACGGAUUUUCGCCUCACUUCGGCCACGGUGUUGUCGCGGGACCAGGCGGCUGAGCAGCUCUUCGAGGGAAGCCGUGAGAUGGUGGAGGUGGUCGAGCAGGAAGCCGACAUCUUGGUGGAUCGCUGGCUGGCGUGGUUCCGCACCGAAACAACGGAGCCUCCUGCAGUCACAAGGUUGGACUUCCUAGUCUCGUGGCGGCCAGGUGCGAGGCCAACAGUGUGGACCUGCGAAGUGUGUGAGUGCGGAGCUUCCCUGUGCUCCGUGGAGUGCGAUGCACGAAACUGUGCCGCGCUGAACUGGGCCGUGGCUGAAGAUCCCUCGGGUCGCUUUCCGUUGGCCAUGCCGCGGAUACGCCGAAACAGCGGAUGGAAAUCGUGA
Molecule: messenger RNA, 1617 nt
Organism: Symbiodinium sp. CCMP2456
Lineage: Eukaryota; Dinophyceae; Suessiales; Symbiodiniaceae
Source: the annotation of a GenBank genome assembly